AUGAUGAGAGCUGGAAGGAUGAUGAAGGUAGCUGAUGAAAUGACAAAGUUCAAGAUAGAGUUGAUUGCUCUCCAGGAAAUACGAUGGCACGGAAGUGGAAAAAUAGAGAAAAAAGAUUUCUCAGUGUUGUAUAGUGGACCAGAAUACAGAACAGGGCAAGGUGGAGUGGGCUUCAUGAUUGGGAAAAAGCUCAAAUCAUCUAUACUAGGUUUCUACCCUGCAGGCAGCAGACUGUGCCGAAUAAGAAUCAAAGGCAAAUUUAGGAAUAUAUCAAUAGUUUCUGUGUAUGCACCAACUGAGGAGGGGGAUGAAAAUGAAAAAGAUAGUUUCUAUGAAGCUUUAGAGAGGGAAUGCAGAAUGGUACCCAAACAUGACAUGCUGAUAGUGAUAGGAGACUUGAAUGCCCAGAUUGGGAAAGAAGAUUUUCUGAACACAGUGGCAGGCAAGUGCACCAUACAUGAUGUAACAAAUGAGAACGGUUAA
Molecule: messenger RNA, 483 nt
Organism: Nilaparvata lugens (brown planthopper)
Lineage: Eukaryota; Metazoa; Arthropoda; Insecta; Hemiptera; Delphacidae
Product: craniofacial development protein 2-like
Exons: 1
Coding region: 1-483 (160 amino acids)
Source: RefSeq, a predicted model, not a curated record